AUGGGGCUGAAGGCGCGGCGCGGCGCGGCGGGCGGUAGCGGGGCCGGAGGGGCGGCGGAGGGGCGGCGGGCUGCGGGCGGCGGCGGAGGGGACCCCGAGCAAGGCUCGCUCGCCCUGGGCUCCGGAGCCGAUCGCGACGGGACGCUGCUGCUGGAAGGCGGUGGGAAGGAGGAGGGCGGCAAGCGGAGCCCUCCGGGGUUGGGGCUGUUGGCGAAAACCCCCUUGAGCCGCCCGGUGAAGAGGAACCACGCCAAGUAUCGCCGGAUCCAAACUUUGAUCUACGACGCCCUGGAACGACCCCGAGGCUGGGCGCUGCUCUACCACGGCUUCGUGUUUCUGAUUGUUUUGGGGUGUUUGAUCUUAGCUGUCCUGACAACUUUCAAGGAGUAUGAAACUGUUUCAGGUGACUGGCUUCUUUUGCUGGAAACCUUUGCCAUUUUCAUCUUUGGAGCAGAGUUUGCCUUAAGAAUCUGGGCUGCAGGAUGUUGCUGCCGCUACAAAGGAUGGAGAGGAAGACUGAAGUUUGCCCGAAAGCCUCUGUGCAUGCUGGAUAUCUUUGUGCUGAUUGCUUCAGUGCCAGUGGUUGCUGUUGGGAACCAGGGCAAUGUUCUGGCCACGUCGCUCAGAAGCCUUCGCUUCCUUCAGAUCCUGAGGAUGCUCCGAAUGGACAGACGAGGCGGCACAUGGAAACUUUUGGGAUCAGCUAUUUGUGCACAUAGCAAGGAACUCAUCACUGCUUGGUACAUUGGGUUCCUGACACUCAUACUAUCCUCGUUUCUUGUUUAUCUGGUUGAAAAAGAUGUGCCGGAAAAGGAUGCUAAUGGGGUGGAGAUGAAGGAAGAGUUUGAGACCUAUGCAGAUGCAUUGUGGUGGGGGCUGAUCACCCUUGCUACAAUUGGGUAUGGUGACAAGACUCCCAAGACGUGGGAAGGACGGCUGAUUGCAGCUACAUUCUCACUCAUUGGAGUCUCUUUCUUUGCUCUUCCUGCAGGCAUUCUGGGUUCAGGGUUGGCACUGAAGGUCCAGGAGCAACAUCGUCAGAAACAUUUUGAGAAAAGAAGAAAGCCAGCAGCCGAACUCAUUCAGGCUGCCUGGAGAUACUAUGCUACUAACCCCAACAGAAUUGAUCUUGUUGCUACCUGGAGAUUUUAUGAAUCAAUUGUAUCAUUUCCAUUUUUCAGCCAAAAGCUGGGUCUCUUGGAUCGGGUUCGUGGUACCAAUACUAAAGGAAAGCUAUUUACCCCUCUGAAUGUAGAUGCCAUUGAAGAAAGUCCUUCAAAAGAGCCUAAGAAUGUUGUCUUGAAUAAUAAGGAGCGUUUUCGCACUGCAUUCCGAAUGAAAGCGUACGCUUUUUGGCAAAGCUCAGAAGAUGCAGGAACAGGGGAACCUGGGGGAGAAGAGAGAGGCGACAGUAGUGACUUUCUUAUGGAAGAUAUGAUUCCAACAUUCAAGACAGCCAUCAGAGCUGUCAGAAUACUACAGUUUCGUCUCUAUAAAAAAAAAUUCAAGGAGACUUUGAGGCCUUAUGAUGUAAAGGAUGUGAUAGAGCAAUACUCAGCAGGGCAUCUUGAUAUGCUUUCCAGAAUAAAGUAUCUUCAGGCAAGAGUAGAUAUGAUUUUUACACCUGGACCUCCAUCUACUCCCAAGCAUAAGAAAUCCCAAAAGGGAGGAGCUUUUUCUUACCCUUCACAGCAGUCUCCCAGAAAUGAUCCAUAUGUAGCCAAAGCAUCUACGGAAGAUACUGAAGACCAAAGUAUGAUGGGCAAAUUUGUUAAAGUUGAACGGCAGGUAAAUGACAUGGGGAAGAAAUUGGAUUUUCUUGUUGAUAUGCAUAUGCAUCAUAUGGAACAGUUGCAAAUACAAGUUGCUGAGAUAAGUCCACUGAAAGAAAUUGCUUCUCCUGCAAAAGAAAAGAGAGAAGAAAACAAGUAUUCCGAAUUAAAAACAGUAAUCUACAAAUACACUGAUCAGUGUACUCGUGAAACUCCUUACAACUUCCAGCAAGUUCCAGUCAACAAAGUCAGUCCGUAUGGUUUCUCAGCACACGGUCACAUGACUCAUUCACAGCCUCUUUCAACAGGUGGGCAAAACUCUGGCAAACUGCAAGCCACACCUUCCUCAACAUCAUAUGCAGAAAGGCCAACAGUUCUGCCUAUAUUUACAUUAAUGGACUCCCAGGUUAGCUACCAUUCCCAAGGAGACAUGCAAAGCCCUUACUCAGAUAAAGUGUCUCCACGGCAGAGAAGGAGCUUGACAAGAGACAGCGAUACCCCAUUGUCCCUUCUCUCCGUCAACCAUGAGGAACUUGAGCGCUCCCCAAGUGGCUUCAGUAUCUCCCAAGACAGAGAUGAUUUCCCAUUUGGCCCCAAUGGGGGAUCUGCAUGGAUGAGAGAGAAACGCUACCUAGCAGAGGGGGAAACAGACACAGACACCGACCCUUUUACACCAAGUGGCUCCAUGCCUUUGUCUUCAACAGGGGAUGGAAUUUCAGAUUCAAUAUGGACCCCUUCAAAUAAGCCAGUUUAGAAGUGCGUGGGGGGGUAGUCACUGGCUGACUUCUCCGUGUAAUUGAAUUAAUUUCCAUUGAAAUCAGCCACUGGUCACUUCAGAAGAGUGUUCUGCUCAGCAGCUCUGUCCUCCUGCAUCAUCCGGAUUAAAAAUAGGGUGAGCAUUCAUUCUGCUCUCAGUGUUGACAAUGUAAAUGUGUCCAGAUGUCACCAACAAGGUGAAACCUGGUGAUCAUCUCAGAUCUGGAAUGUGCACAAGAGCUUCAUCAGACUGCACUUCAGUUUGAGUCCAGAAAGUGCAUCAACCAAGGCACGCCAUUUGUGUGUCUGCCAUAGACACUGGGCACUGCAUAAUAAAGUAUCUGUGGUGUGAUCUAAAAGGUCAGGGUCUCUAUUUUGAAGUAGGUUUACCACAAAAAAAAGGAAACAUUCACAAUUUCAGAUGAGAAUGGCCUCUGAGUUUAUGCUGCUUUUCGUAUUAAAAUGAAUGUGAACAAAUAACAGAUUUAUUCUAUCAUAAAAUCAUAGAAUCACAAGAUUGGAAAGGACCUACAAGUCAUCUAGUCCAACCAUCCUCCCAUUACCAUUGCUACCAUUAUCUUUCAUUAAUAUGUGGCAUUUCAGUUUAACAGCUAUUAGUUUUCUUAGACUCAUAUCUUUCCAUUGUCUUUCCAUAUAGUUAGGAUUAAAGACUAUUGGAAUUUGCUCUUUGCUGACUCUUAUUUCCUGCAAGUAAUCAAGAAUCCAUUUUAGGGCUUGAAAUGUUUUUAUUAAUUAGGAAGUGUGGGCCUUUCCUCUGCUCUCCUUAAGUCACUAAGAAACCUGCUCACACUGAUGCACUGGGUCAGCAUAAGGUCCUAAUCUGCCUUUAUUUAUGAAUUUCCUUGGAAAAACACUGAUUGGAAAAUAGUUUUUUUUACCUGUUUUUUUUUUACACUGAUUUUUCUGUCACCAUAAAGUGACUAUAAAUCUGUAAGUUUUUGAAGAAGUACGUAUGUUUAUAUUGAGUAUCUCUCUUUGUUGCAUUAUCAUCAAUCAAUCUUCCUCAGUUUAAAUUCAAACCAAGAACAUUAAUUGUUGCAGAAAUGAAUGCCUAGUCUAAGUACACAGUUGUAUAAGUAUUUUAUGCUCCAUUUAGGAAAUAAAUACUUUCAGAAAAACCUGGUCAGGUAAUGGUUGCUGUCCUUGCUUUUCCCUGCACUGGAUAAAUUGAUUUGGCUCUGUCAGAAUAUAUAGGAUUUAAGCACAUGGAGAGAUCGAUAGGAUCUGUUCCUAAACUAACUUUGGAUAUAUUUGUUCUAUUCUUAUCUCUAACUUUGCUGCAUUGUUACAGUUCAGAGUGGAAACAGUUUUAUAUUUUUCUGCUUCAAAUUGUGGCCCAGGAAGGCUGCAAAAUAAUCACUGAUCCACACAUCGUGGGGCUGCUGACUCAUGGCCUUCAAGCAAGCAUCACAACCCAAUCAGUUUGCAGAAUCAGAUUAGGGAGCAAAUUCAGCCCUACUGGGAGUCCAGGCAUUUCAGGAGCUGGGUUUGUCCCACUCAGAACAAAACAUGUAAGAAAAGCUGGAUUAUAAUUCCUUGCACCCCACAGCCUCCUCCAUUAAACUUGAGGUGCCAAGAGCAAACCUAAAUUUUCUGCAGUGUCUCACGAAUUUGGAAUGGUACCACCUUCUGAGAUACUCAAUUGAAUGUGGGUGUUGCCUUUUGAAGACCGUUUUCAGGGGUGCUGGAAGAGAAAGGGGUCGUUCUCAAGUGUCCACAGUAGGGCACCAUGGGAAUUGAGACCCUGGAUAUCACUAUUGCUUAUGAUUAUUUAGGCUGUAAGAUUUGAUCCUUCCCAAUUCAGCUUUUAGCAGCUUCUGUCUGAAGUGAAGUGAAGCAAAAUCCUGGAAGCAGGAUCCUAUCUCCAUCCUAAGAAUAUGCUGAGACUGAAGGUUACAUAGCCAACUGCAUUUUGUUUUCUAGUUAUGGCAUCUUAUUAUUACUAGUAUUUGUGCCUUGCUCACUGAAUUUUUCUCCAUGCUACAAAGAUGCUUUUCAGAUUCUGGCUGACAAGGGAACACAACUUUUAUACAAGUGGCCUUUAGUGCUCUUUAUAAUAUUAUUUAUUGUAAUUUUUAAACUGUAUGUGUAAUUUAUAUUCUGGCACUGUCCAAUAUUUGAACAACUUUAAUAUGUUUAUUUCAAUAUAUUAUGCAAACAAUACUU
Messenger RNA from Lagopus leucura (white-tailed ptarmigan), 4715 nucleotides. RefSeq names its product potassium voltage-gated channel subfamily Q member 3 (gene KCNQ3). Gene Ontology annotation, cellular component: membrane. The coding region runs from base 1 to 2526 and encodes 841 amino acids. Gene Ontology annotation, biological process: transmembrane transport; potassium ion transport. Lineage: Eukaryota; Metazoa; Chordata; Aves; Galliformes; Phasianidae. The transcript has 15 exons. Gene Ontology annotation, molecular function: voltage-gated potassium channel activity. The record is from RefSeq and is a predicted model, not a curated record.